Messenger RNA from Protopolystoma xenopodis, 360 nucleotides. The record is from the annotation of a GenBank genome assembly. Lineage: Eukaryota; Metazoa; Platyhelminthes; Monogenea; Polystomatidea; Polystomatidae.
AUGCACUGGCAAGGUGGCGCUUGCCCAGGCGCCUCUUCACACUUGGUGCCUUCAGAGGGUCGGUCGGUUUGGUACACAUAUACACACACGUCGAGAGUACAACCGCGCACUCGAGUCAGCCUCGGUGCCCAUCAGACAAGCGCAAAAAGAGGCACCGAUCCGGUGACUGGACUCACUCAAACUGUCCUCUCUGUGGGCUUACCGUUGGUGGGUGUAGGGGAGAGGCCCGGUUCUCCGCUGGACGCCUCGCAGCUGACGCAAAUUUCCGCCCGCAACGGGUCAUGCAGACUCGGCUCCUCUGUCAUCGUGGCGAGACGAAGCCGCUGUAACCGACGUAGCGAAUCGUGCCAAGCCGAGUAA